AUGAAAAUUAUACUAUUAUUUGUUAUUUUUUUUCUAAUUUCCAAGAUCUUCUCUCAAAAUUUAGUCUAUCCAAUUGGAUAUGAAACUCAUAUGGACUCCCUUGUAGUUAAAUAUAAAGGAUCUGAUAUCUAUUAUACAAAUAUUUCAUUUAUUUGGAAUCAUAAAAGUCGUUAUGAUAUGAGUUUUAAUUGUGUUUUAAAUGAUACAAUUAGAAUUUGUACUUUACCAGUGAAAGAAUCUGAUCGAGAACAAAUGUAUUCAGAGGAAUUACUUGCAUGUACUGCAAGAAAUGGUAUAUUUGUUAUGUGUGGUUUUGAUGUACAUUUAGGUUUUUUCCCAAGUCCAUUAUUAAUUUCACCUUUUAAACCAAAGACUAGAGGUGGAAAUACAACAUUAAGUGGUUAUUAUUUAGAAUUAAAAGAAAGAGUAUUUGUUAUAUUUGAAAAUAAUUAUGAACAAGAUCAAUAUUAUGGAUCUAAUAAUUAUUAUAGAGUAGUGGGUUAUUUUGAAACAAACACACCUGAUAGAAUAAAUUUGACAUUGAGAGUCUAUCCAGGUUGUGGAAAUAGAACAAUUAUUUGGGAAAAUGGUGAAACAUAUAAUUUUACAUAUCAAGAUCCAAAUAUUGAAAAAAUUGAUAUUAACCAAUCAAUACUUAAUAUAACUGGUACAAAUUUCUAUAAUCAAUCAGUAUUUGUUGCCGUUAAAAUUGAUAAUAAUAUUAUUGAUCCAAAUGAUAUUAUUUCAGUUGAUUUCGAAAAUAUUAAAUUAAAAUUUAAUUAUUCAGAUCCAUUCUCAUCAAAAUUAAAUGUUCAAGUCGGUUGUUGUGAUUAUUGGUCAAAUAAAUUUCAAAUUACAUAUCCACCAAUUCCAUCAAGUGUAAAUAGUAUUCCAAAAUUAAAAGGUGGUUUAUUAAUAAUCAAUGGUAAUAGAUUAACUUCAUCACCAUCUUCAAAUAAUAAUAAUAUAUCAGUUACAGUUGGUGAUUCAAUUUGUUCAAUUUUUUCAUCAUCUUCAAAUGAAAUAAAAUGUAAUUUACAACCAUUAUCAAACUCAACAUUAAAUAAUUCAUCACCAAUCACUGUAUCAAUUAAUGGUGUUGAAAAUACAAAUAAACUAUUACUAUAUUAUGAUAUUCCACACAUUAAAACAUAUUCUCAAGUCAAUAAUGAAAUUCAUAUAAUUGGUAGUUGUUUUGGUAAUAUUAAUUCAACUCACAUUCAAAUCAAUGGUAAACAAGCUCAAAAUCAAAUAAAAUCAAUUAAUAAUGAUGAAACAGUUUUAAUAUUAAAAGUACAAAAUCAAAUUUAUAAUUUUAAUAUUUCAAUCGAAUCAAAUUCAAUCAAUGUAGAUGUAAAAUUAUAUGCAAUAAUUAAUGAAAUUCCAUCGGUUGGUAAUAAAUUUAUUAAUUUUACAUUAUUAUAUGUAAAUUCAAGUAAUAUUAAUUCAAUAGCAACAAUUAAAAUAUUAAAUGAACAAUUAAAUCAAACAAUCCAAUCAACUUUAACAACUUUUAUUGAAAGUGUUGUAUUAUGUUCAUUUUUAAUUGAAAAUCUUUGUGGUAUUGUUAAUUAUGAAAUUGAAAUUGGUCAUCAAAGAUUUCAAUCAUCAUUUUCAUAUGAAUCACCAUUGAUUAAUAAAUGUAAUUUAAAUUCAAAUGAAAUUGUUACUUGUAUUGGUAAAGGUUUUGUAAAUAGUAAUGAAACAAUUAUUAUUAUUUCAAAUCAAUCAAUAACAUUUAAUAAUGAAAGUAAUAAUAAUAAUGAUAAAUCAAUAUCAUUUCAAAUGAAUGAAGAGUAUAUUCUUGGUGAAUUGUAUUUAGAUGUAUGUGGUUUAUUAUCAAAUAAAGUAAAAAUUGAUACAAUACCAAUUUUUAAAAAUGUAUCGAUUCCAAACUUAUUCGAUACCAAUGGUGGAGAAAUCAUUAUUUUUGGUAAAUAUUUAAAUAAUAAUACAAAUAUUACAAUUGAAUGUAAUAAUGAAGUAAUAGAAAAAGAAUGUAAAUCAUAUAAUAGUACAUCAUUAGAAUGCAACAUUGAAUUUAAUGGUCCAAAUGAUAAAACUUGUAAAUUAUUAUUUAAUAAUAUUGAUAAUAAUAAUAAUAAUAAUAAUAUAGUAUCAACAUUUAAUAUUAUCUAUAAAUCACCAUCAAUUAAUCAAACUAGUAUAAUUAAUUUAAAACAAGGAGGUAUUUUAACAAUUAUUGGUAAUGAUUUCUAUUAUCCAAUUGAUAAAGUUACAAUAAUUGGUAAUAAUGGUAAUUGUAGUGGUUGUGAUAUUUUAAAUUGUAAUGAAGCAAAGUAUAUUAAUGAUACAAUGAUAACAUGUUUUAUUCAAGCAACGAAUAAUACAUUUAGUAAUAUUAAAAAUGGUGAAAUGAUAUUUAUCAAUGUUACAACCAAUGGUAAAAGUGGUAUAUCAAAAGUAUUCAAAUAUUUAACUCAAUCUGAUGAUUCUCAUCAAUACUCUGACGCAAGAAAUAUCUUUCAAAAUCUAUUAUUAUCAAUUUUAAUCAUAUUAAUCAUUUCAUUAUUAUUCAUUUCAAAUAUUUAA
Molecule: messenger RNA, 2553 nt
Organism: Dictyostelium discoideum AX4
Lineage: Eukaryota; Evosea; Eumycetozoa; Dictyosteliales; Dictyosteliaceae
Gene: tgrI2
Product: IPT/TIG domain-containing protein
Exons: 2
Coding region: 1-2553 (850 amino acids)
Cellular component (GO): membrane
Source: RefSeq, a predicted model, not a curated record